Messenger RNA from Cokeromyces recurvatus, 2196 nucleotides. Its product is annotated as rab-GTPase-TBC domain-containing protein. Bases 34 to 2196 code for a protein of 720 amino acids. The record is from RefSeq and is a predicted model, not a curated record. Lineage: Eukaryota; Fungi; Mucoromycota; Mucoromycetes; Mucorales; Mucoraceae. The transcript has 5 exons.
CUUUUAUUACCUUUAUUUAUAAUCUAAUUUAUAAUGCCAAGCAUUGAAUCAGAUGCUAUUAUACCACCACUUGGAGAAGACCAUUCUCAAAAUACAGUGCUAGAUUUAGAUAAUGACUCAUUAACAUCUAGAUCAACUGAUUGUAAAGACAUGUCAAACAACGAAUCAAAUCACAAUAGAAAAUCAAGUGAUGAUAACGAACAUAUUGAGUAUGUAGAUUUAUCAUCAUCUUUAUCUUCAUUCAAUGAAUCAGCAUCUUAUUUUGAAAAGCCUUUGCGUACACUUUCACAAGAUACAAUUUCGACAACACCUUCAAUAUCGGAAGAACAAGAAGUAAAAAACAAAGAUAAUGAAAGUCAUAAUCCUUUAAAGAUCAUUACAUCUGCUCUUGUAUCAGGUAAAAAACCUGAAGUCAAUCCGGUACCUAUACCAACAAGAAUAAACAAUACAAGAGAUGCUAUCUACGAAACUACAGUGUCUCCUGGUACAACUACAACACAUCAUGUUCGUGAGAGUGUAGAUAAUGAAUCGAUUUCAAGUAUAUCUACAGCUAAAUCUGUUUUUGCACUUUGGUCACCCUUUCGUUCUUCUUUUACAACAAAUAGCACAUCAUUGAUUUCAUCAAGGCGACCUUCCACAAAACAAAAUUCGACUUCUUCAAGUAUUAAAAGUAUAUCUUCUAGACCUUCUGCUUCAUUUGCUGCUCGACAGAAACGAUUGUCUAGACCAACAAGCAUUAUAUCUCCUUUACCAGGAUUUCAGGAGGCUUUAUUAGCACAAAUGGAGCAAUUAAAUACAGAAAAUACCAACGAUCCUAAAUCGAAAGCGAUGAAGAAUCUAAAGCGACAAUCUAUAAAACAAAGCCUUGUAUCACAAAAUAAAGGUGAUGAGUAUGAUUGGGAUUUUUGGGCAGGCAUAAUGUGCGAUUAUCAAAAUUUGAAUAAAGUGAAUAAGGACUUGAUUAAACAGAUUCGAUUUGGCAUACCUCCUUCUAUUCGUGGUAUGGUUUGGCAGCUAUUAACUAAAUCAAAGAAUGAAGACCUAGUUUUAAAAUACAUGGAAUUGUUAAAACUUCAAAGUCCAUAUGAUAAAAUGAUUCAGCGAGAUUUAGCACGCACUUUUCCUGGUCAUACUUAUUUUAAGGAGACAGAUGGACAAGGGCAAGGAGGCCUUUAUAACGUAGUUCGUGCUUACAGUUUAUAUGAUAAUGAAGUAGGAUAUUGUCAAGGAUUAGCAUUUAUUGUUGGACCUAUGUUGCUAAAUAUGCCUGAUGAAGAUGCUUUUUGUUUACUUGUACAGUUAAUGAAUAACAAAUACGGUAUUCGAGGUCAUUUUACACCAGAGAUGGAUGGAUUACAGCUACGACUUUAUCAAUUUGACAAUCUAUUACAAGAAUACCUUCCACAUAUCUCACGACAUUUAAAAGAACAGGGCAUCAAUUCAACAAUGUAUGCUUCACAAUGGUUUAUGACUUUAUUUGCCUACAAAUUUCCCUUGGAUCUAGUUUUCCGUAUUUAUGAUGUUAUCUUUACUGAAGGUAUUAGCUCCAUAUUUAAAUUCGCUUUGGCUUUAUUGAAACGAAAUCAGACUGCGAUCCUUGGGUUUGAUUUUGAACAUUUAUUGGAUUUCUUGAAAAAUGGACUUUUUAAAGAAUACAAGGAUGAUGAUCGACGGUUCGUCCAUGAUGCCUGUGAGUUAGAAAUUCCCCUUAAAAGAUUAACUCAAUUAGAAAAGGAACACAAAUUACAAUUACAAAAGGAAUUAGUAGAUGCUCAGUUAAUAGAUGAACUACAAAAAUCAAAUAUCAAACUUGAAAAACAACUCAAAUCACUCGAGACGAAUGUAAGCACAUUGAAACAAGAACACCAAGAUAUAAAUGGACAACUUAGUGAGACAUUAAAUCAAUUAAAUCUUAUGAAAGAAGAAGGUAAUUCACUUCGUACAUUAGUAUUAACAUUACAAAAUGCAGUAAAUACGUUACCAGAAAAGAUUGAAUCAAAAACAAAGGAUGACUUUGAAAAUCUUUGCGAGGAAAAUGCUAGUUUAAUAGGAAAGAACUCAGCUCUAGAAGACCAAUUACAGAAGAUGGAGACUAGUUUAAUUGAUUUUAAGAUUCGAUAUGCACAGAGCGAAAAUGAAAAAGAAGAGCUGCAUAGAAAAUUAUAUGAGUUGAAAAAGAAAUUGAUGAGUUUUUAA